Messenger RNA from Lottia gigantea (owl limpet), 1509 nucleotides. RefSeq lists its product as hypothetical. Lineage: Eukaryota; Metazoa; Mollusca; Gastropoda; Lottiidae. The record is from RefSeq and is a predicted model, not a curated record. The transcript is spliced from 10 exons. The coding region runs from base 1 to 1509 and encodes 502 amino acids.
AUGACUCUUAUUUGGAUACCAUGCUUGUUUCUACUGUGCUUUCUAUCUUUGACUAGUGCCUACAGGUGCGAUGCAUCUCAAUUCGGAAACCUCGUCCAGGGAAAAAGACUAAGUAAGGAUAUUUUGGAAAGUAUCAAACCAGGAGGACUGGCUUUGUGUGCCAGAGAGUGCCUUUAUAGAACACGAUGUCAGUCAUUUAAUUAUGUAGAUUCGUCGGACACAUGUGAGUUGAUCGGAGCAGUUCAAACAGGAAAUCUAGACACCGUAGCAGGUACUUUAUAUAGUGAGAAGUCAACAUGGCCGACAAAAAUAGCUGGUUUAUGUAGAGCUCAUGACUGUUCUGAUUUACGAAAAUGUGUACAACAGACCACCAUGUUUUCUUGUAUUGAAAUAUACGAAACCAUUUUACAAGCCAAUGACACAGAGAUGAAAAAGGGAAUUGUCGACACUAUUAGUGGAAUUAGUAAAGCGGAUUGUAUAAACGAAUGUCUGUAUCGUUCACUAUGCAAGGCAUUUAAUUACAAAUCAAUGAGCACCUGUGAACUGGGUACACUCGUAAUGGUGACCGACAUGAACAACUAUGUUGGUAACAAUCAAAAUUCAUUUUACAGUGCUAUAAAUCAGUACGACUCGACUAUUGCAGGAAUCUGUGCCAGUAGCCCAUGUUCAAGAGUAAAUGUUUGUGAAGAAAGUGGCGCUUCCUACAUUUGUACUAGAAAAUAUUGCCUCAAACCUACAAAUACAGUUUUUGAUCAAGUCGUUCCUUUAUAUGAUCAAGAUAAAGAACUGUGGCUGCUGUCAACCAAUUUAACCUACAAAUGUCAAGAUGGUUAUUACCCAGUAACAAUGUGGAAUUGUCAACUCAACGGAACUUGGACAUCUCCGUCAUGUCUACCUAUAUCGAGAUGCAAUGCUAUUUUCCAAGCUGAGAAAUGUGAUACACCAAAUCGGAUUAAUGCUUUAUACAUCUUAAAAUAUCCUGACUUGGAUCAUGAUAUAUUAUUAUAUUGUAAGGUGGAUGAUGUUUUAAAUUGGGUAGAGUUUGUUAAUGUUGGUACUACUUAUUCUUAUUUUUCUACUAAUCUAUCGGAGCCUGCCUGCCAUGUUCAAGGUGAAUGUGGUACAUCAACAUAUACUAUGGUUCGAGCUAUUCCAACUCCAGCGGCGGAAUAUGUAAACAACAGGGACCACGCCAUAAGAACAUGUCCAGUUUUAUAUGGUCCAUAUCCUGGAAAGGCGGGGAAAAAUUGUACCAGCUUAUGUAACAUUCCCGGGGAUAAAGGAAGGUUCCAAAUCGAUUUAAGAGGAACUGGAUUGAAGUUUAUGAGGCAGACAUAUACGUUCGAAUAUGGCACUUUAGAAUAUGCAUAUGACGAUCAGGUUGCCUCGGCAGUUUGUGAUGAUUGUAAUAAUAUAUGUCAAUUAGGAAAUAAAAGAACUCUCCCUUCGAUUGGAACAUAUAUAAAUUAUACAGGAGCAAUACGUCCAGUUUGUAAAACACUUGGUUGA